Molecule: messenger RNA, 2041 nt
Organism: Oryctolagus cuniculus (rabbit)
Lineage: Eukaryota; Metazoa; Chordata; Mammalia; Lagomorpha; Leporidae
Gene: LRRC10B
Product: leucine rich repeat containing 10B
Cellular component (GO): cytoplasm
Molecular function (GO): protein binding
Source: RefSeq, a predicted model, not a curated record
GGCCCCGUCGGGGCGGCCGGGGGGCGGCCGGGGCGGGGCGAUGCCGGACGGCGGCGGCGGCGGCGGCCCCGGUCGGGGCCCGUGACCAUGGGCAUCGCCGAGUCCACGCCGGACGAGCUGCCGUCGGACGCCGAGGAGCAGCUGCGCAGCGGCGAGCAGCAACUGGAGCUGAGCGGGCGGCGGCUGCGGCGCUUGCCCAGCGCGGUGUGCGCGCUGAGCCGCCUGCAGAAGCUGUACGUGAGCGGCACGGGGCUGCGCGAGCUGCCGGAGGAGAUCGAGGAACUGCGCGAGUUGCGCAUCCUGGCUCUGGACUUCAACAAGCUGGAGCGCUUGCCCGACGGCCUGUGUCGCCUGCCGCGCCUCACGCGCCUCUACCUGGGCGGCAACCGCCUGCUGGCGCUGCCCGCCGACUUCGCGCAGCUGCAGAGCCUGCGCUGCCUCUGGAUCGAGGGCAACUUCCUGCGGCGCUUCCCGCGGCCGCUGCUGCGCCUGGUGGCGCUGCAGUCGCUGCAGAUGGGCGACAACCGGCUGCGCGCGCUGCCCGCCGAGCUGCCGCGCAUGACGGGCUUGCGCGGCCUCUGGCUCUACGGCAACCGCUUCGAGGAGUUCCCGCCCGCGCUCCUGCGUAUGGGCCGCCUGCACAUCCUCGACCUCGACCGCAACCGCCUGGGCGGCUUCCCGGACCUGCACCCGCUGCGCGCGCUGCGCGUCUUCUCCUACGACCACAACCCGGUCACUGGGCCCCCGCGCGUCGCCGACACCGUGUUCCUGGUGGGCGAGGGCGCUGUAGAGCGCAUGGCCGAGCGCGACGAGCCCACGCCCCGGCAGCCACCCCGGCGCCCGGCGCGGGCCUUUGAGGACGAGGAGGAAGAAGACCUGCUCAUAGGGGGCGCCAGCUCGCGGGCCCUGGAAGCCCCGGCUCCGGGACUGGGCACCUGAGGCUGCUGUCUUGGCCAUCGAUGGGCUUGGCCACCCUGGAAGGAGGGCCUCUGGGUCCCUCUGGGUCUGUCGGGACGGCGAGGGCGGGCACUUUGGGCGAGCUGUGGGCACAGGCAGGCCUAGGGGGCAGCUUCAGACCCUCCCGGGUAGUAAGACUGCUACCUAGCCGAUCUCUGGACAGUCGUCGGAGCAAGAAGACUGGGCUCCACUCGCUCUGCAGUAGAACCACUGCCAACACAGCAGAGGUCCAGCUUCCUCCCGAGCCAGGGUCGUGGUGGUCUGUGGAAUGAUGGCCUCGCCUCGCCCUGAAUCCAGAUGCCCAGCGCGCCCACCACCCUCGCUCCUGGGGUUGGACCUCCUGGGCCCACCCUUUCUGGUGCAGGAGCUGCUACCUCCCAGGUGCACCGUGUGCCUGGUGAGGCAGAACCGCCUUGGGGGUGGGGCUGGCCCAGGAGCAGGGGCUUGGAGUUGGGCUUGUGCCCAAGAAGAGGGGAAGCCGGGGUUGGAGCAGCUGCCUGGCCGCUGCCCUCACCUGUCUGCAGGGCUCAUCUACAUACCUCCCUCCCCCGGCCCCCUAGGAUUUGGGGGAGGAGGAAGGGCAGGAGGCAGGGGCUCCGUCCCCACCUUUCCAUUCGGGUCUCUUCCAGCAUGUGCCUGGAAUCCUACUGGGCAAAGAGAGCUCUCCCUCCUUUCCCCACAGCCUGUGCCAUCAGCUGUCAAGUUUGAAAAGAAGCCACUGUGCCUCCAGGGCCUCCUGCUCAGAAGAGAGGGGCUCUGUGCUCCGGGAGGCCGCCCCAGCACCUCUCCCACUGCCUGCACUCUCCAUUCCCUUACAUGGGCACAGCCAGGGUGGCUGGCACGGGACGGGCACUGUGUGCCUCCGCUCCGUCACCAGGGACAGCCUCGAGGGGGUGAGGAGAGGGGCCCAGCUCUGCAGUCCCCAGGGCAAGAUCUUUCCCAUCCAAGCAAUAACGGGAGGAGGGGGCCAGGGCCGAGGACACUCAGGGACACUGUCGGGGCCGAGGCCCAACUCGCUAGUGUUUUCUUUAGGAAGAAAAAACAAACGGGCUGUAAGCAUAAAUUAUAUUUCUUGGAUAAAGAA